Molecule: messenger RNA, 2128 nt
Organism: Abrus precatorius (Indian licorice)
Lineage: Eukaryota; Viridiplantae; Streptophyta; Magnoliopsida; Fabales; Fabaceae
Product: putative BPI/LBP family protein At1g04970
Exons: 6
Coding region: 445-1923 (492 amino acids)
Molecular function (GO): lipid binding
Source: RefSeq, a predicted model, not a curated record
GAAGAGUCAGAAUAUACUGAAACGCAAGACUACAACUUGCGAGGUUCUCGAGCUUACAUAGCAAUAAUUGGUCAACAACGUGGUAACUCGAACUCAUCAUCACGUGUGUCAAGCAACUUCUGCUACUGCUACUGCUACUGCUACAUACGUUUCCUUUCAUAGUUGCUGGUCGUUGAUUUCAGAUACUAAGCUCCAAUAACAGUUUCAAUACAACAACCUUAAUAAAAAAGCCUUUUUUCUUCUUAACCAUGCUGUUUCAUCAUAUGGGUGUCUCAAAUUUUUCAUCUUUCAGUGCAUAAACAUUACAAAACCAUGCUCUUGCCAAUUUUUAAGCAAGCUUUCUGUGUCAACUGUCAAGAUUCAAUGGAUUAGUCUUUUCUUGUUUAUGCUAAGUUGCUGCUAGUGAUAACUUUAUUUCUUUCGUAAGGUUCUGUCCAAAAAUUCAUGGCACCCUCUAUUGUUUUCUUUGUGUUGUUCACUCUGUUGAUUCAAACAAGCGGUUAUGUUAAACCCCUUGAAGAAGGUUUCAUCUACGGGGUCAUAUCUGACAAGGGUCUCGAUUAUGCCAAGGACUUGCUGAUAGAGCAAGGUAUUGCUUCCAUUCUUCAGCUUCAGCUUCCUGAGAUUGAGAAUUCUGCCCAAGUCCCUCUUGUUGGAAAAGCUAAAGUGGUUCUUUCUGACAUCACAAUCAAGGAUAUUCAAGUCAAUUCUUCGUCUGUUAAGACUGGAGAGAAUGGUAUUUUUCUAGUUGUUUCAGGUGCCACUGCCAAUUUGAGUAUGCGGUGGAGGUAUUCUUGCAGCACUUGGUUAAUCCCAAUUGGAAUUUCUGAUAGUGGAACUGCUUCAGUGAAGGUUAAAGGUAUGCAAGUGGGGCUUACAGUAAAUUUAAGGAACCAAGAAGGAACUCUUAAGUUGACUCUCUUAGAUUACGGAUGUUAUGUUGGAGAUUUAUCCAUAAAGUUGGACGGUGGGGCAUCUUGGCUUUACCAACUGCUAGUAGAUGUUUUUGAAGGGAAUAUGGCAUCUGCAAUUGAAGAGGCCAUUUCAGAGAAAAUAAGGGAAGGGAUAGAAAAUCUUGACAAUUUAUUACAAUCUCUUCCAAAGCAAAUCUCACUUGACCAAACUGCUGCACUAAAUGUUUCUUUUGUUGGCAAUCCUGUGUUGAGUAAUUCCUCUAUUGCAAUUGCAAUUAAUGGUUUAUUCACAGGGAGAAAUGAAGCUUUAGUACCUCAACGUUACCAGAAAGGAUUAAAGAUUUCUUCUGCCUGUGGUGGUUUACCAAAGAUGAUAAAGGUUUCAAUACAUGAAAAUGUGUUCAAAUCUGCUUCCCUAGUUUACUUCAACGCUGGUAAAAUGCAAUUGAUUGUUGAUGAACUACCCGAUCAAGCCAUUUUGAACACAGCUGAAUGGAGAUUCAUAGUUCCUCAAUUAUACAAGCGAUAUCCUAAUGAUGACAUGCAGCUUAAUAUCUCUGUAUCUUCUCCACCAGUUAUACAAGUAACCUACCAGGAUAUUGGGGCAACUAUUUUUGUAGAUAUAACAAUUGAUGUUCUGGAAGAUGGUGAAGUCAUACCUGUUGUGUGCAUCUCAGUGGAAAUUAGUGCUUCAUGUGCUGCUCAAAUCAAAGGAAACAAUAUUGCUGGUAGACUUAUAUUACAAAAAUUUUCGACAUACUUGAAAUGGAGCAAAAUUGGGAAACUGCACAUGCAUUUGAUUCAGUCACUAACGUCAAGUGUCCUCAAAACUGUGAUCUUUCCAUACCUGAACUUCCAAUUAAAGAGAGGACUUCCAUUGCCAAUUAUUGAUGGUUUUGGCUUUCAGAAUGCUAAUAUACUGUACAACUAUCCAUGGAUUGCAGUAUGUAGUGAUGUUUUCUUCUUAGGAGACUACUAUCUUAGUGAGCAAUGUGCUAAUGUUUCAUAAAACUAUAAAAAAAAUUUGGCCGUUGUAUUCAAUUAAUUAUGUAAAGUGUGAAGAAUAUAUAUGGAGAAAUCCAUUUAUAAGCUACUUGUGUACAUAUAACCAUUGGUAUAUACACCUUCCAUUAGCCUUUUGUACGCACCAGGCUGCCAUAAAGAUUGCUUUGUUAAAAGUUUAUAAUAUAUAUAUACAGAUAGAUAGAUUGCAU